Symbiodinium necroappetens is the source of this 612-nucleotide messenger RNA. NCBI's taxonomy places the organism in Eukaryota, Dinophyceae, Suessiales, Symbiodiniaceae. The record is from the annotation of a GenBank genome assembly.
AUGACCAUGUUCGCUUUGUUCGAGCUCAUUACAGCCCCUGACUUGGCACCCUACCGCGUUCCUCGUCAGCAAACGGAUGGCAGUGCCGGGAAGUCGUGCCUCACACAAGAGAGCGAGCUCGCCGGACAGACGACAGACGAUGGAGAAAGGGAGAACAAAGGCGACAUGUUAGAAGCGAUGUUCGCCAAUCCUCCCCUCGUCGUCUUUCUGGUUGUGUUCAUUAUCUUGGGUAGCUUCGGCAUCAACGGUCUUCUCGUGGCCCUCAUCAACGAGAGCAUUCUGGAGAAGAACCAGGCACGCAUCGAAGCGGACCGAAUGGACCGCGAAACAAAGCGCAAGACCAUGCAGCAGCGGUGUGGGGAGCUCUUCGACGAGAUGGACAUGAACAGGAACCGCGUACUGCCUCGCGACGAGAUCAAGCAAUGCACGGAGCAGAUUGCCGAGCUUCUCGAAAGCUAUGGGGUGAACUUUCAGCGAGCAGAUUUGGACCAGAUGUUCUAUGUCAUGGACUACAGUGACACAGGCAUCAUCGAGCGGUCCGAGUUCAUCCAGGGUGUGGUGGGGCUGUGCGAUCAGAUCCGGCCAAUGUCCAUCAUGGAGCUCCACUAUCAG